AUGGCUCGCCGCGCUCUCUCUUGGAUUAGUGUGUCUCUGCUCGUCUUCUUGGCGUCGUGGUCAUGCAUUGUAGCCAGGGGCGCACGGGCACCCAGUACCGGGGAACCUACCGAUGGGUUCACGGCGGUGCGGCUCAGCGAGAGCAACUUCGCGCUCCAGCGCCCGUUCGACGAGGCGAGCGGCGCACGAUACAGCUUCGACGGCACCGUGAGGAAGCUGUGGGUGCUCUCUUCCGACAAGCCCCAUGCCCGUCAGAGCCAUACCAAACCAAGAACUGAGAUCAGGAUGGCAGGCUACGACUACAGCUCCGGCGUGUGGCAGUUCGAGGGCUACGGCUACGUCCCCUCCGGCACCACGGGGGUGUGUAUCAUGCAGGUGUUUGGCGCCGGGGAGGCGGCCAGCACGCUCAUGCUGCAUGUCUACGAUGGCGCGCUGCGGUACUACAACAGGCAGCUUGUCGAGGACACUAUCUAUGACAGAUGGUUCCGGUUGAACGUGAUCCAUGAUGUCGAUGCAUCGACGCUUACUGUGUACAUCGACGGCGAACAGAAGCUGCGCGUCCACGGCCGCGGCGGCCACUCGCACUACUUCAAGUUCGGCGUGUACGGACAGCGCGAGGAGUCCAGCCGCAUGGAGUCGCGCUGGAAGGACGUCAAGAUCCUCAAGAAAGAUUAUAAUUAUUUGUGUAAAUAUGUAUGUUGA
This is a messenger RNA of Hordeum vulgare subsp. vulgare (domesticated barley), 702 nucleotides long. RefSeq names its product citrate-binding protein-like. The coding region runs from base 1 to 702 and encodes 233 amino acids. The record is from RefSeq and is a predicted model, not a curated record. The transcript has 2 exons. Lineage: Eukaryota; Viridiplantae; Streptophyta; Magnoliopsida; Poales; Poaceae.